Herpailurus yagouaroundi (jaguarundi) is the source of this 2629-nucleotide messenger RNA. It is a transcript of the gene TACR2, whose product is annotated as tachykinin receptor 2. Bases 343 to 1497 code for a protein of 384 amino acids. Gene Ontology annotation, biological process: positive regulation of flagellated sperm motility; G protein-coupled receptor signaling pathway. Gene Ontology annotation, molecular function: substance K receptor activity. The record is from RefSeq and is a predicted model, not a curated record. Gene Ontology annotation, cellular component: plasma membrane; sperm midpiece. NCBI's taxonomy places the organism in Eukaryota, Metazoa, Chordata, Mammalia, Carnivora, Felidae. The transcript has 5 exons.
ACCUCAUCCGACCCAGAUGAUUUACAAGGAUGUUUCCUGCUCUGAAACUGUGUCUUAGAUUCUAGAUUUGCAUGGGACAUGUGAGAAGUCUGGCCAGGACAUGGGAGUCUGAAAUGUGAAUGGCUGUGGACCCGGCUCUCUGCUCAGCCUAACCUCAUCUCCGCUCGAGGCUUGGGAGUGACCCCCUGUCCCCCCUGACGUGCCUGGCUUUGCACCUACGCCUCUGUCCCCCACAUACGCACGCACCCAAGAGGACUCUUCUUCUCUAGCAUAUCUGGGCAGGGCGUCAGGGCUCAGGAGGAGCGAGGAGUCAGGCCCCUCAUCCCAGACCCAGAGGCCGCCAUGGCGGCCUGUGAUUUUGUGACUGAUGCCAACAUCUCGCCCGGCCUUGAGAGCAACGCCACGGGCAUCACGGCCUUCUCCAUGCCCGGCUGGCAGCUGGCGCUGUGGGCCACCGCCUACCUGGCCCUGGUGUUGGUGGCCGUGACGGGCAAUGCCACGGUCAUCUGGAUCAUCCUGGCCCACCAGAGGAUGCGCACAGUCACCAAUUAUUUCAUUGUCAACCUGGCCCUGGCUGACCUCUGCAUGGCCGCCUUCAAUGCCGCCUUCAAUUUCGUCUACGCCAGCCACAACAUCUGGUACUUCGGCCGUGCCUUCUGCCACUUCCAGAACCUCUUCCCCAUCACGGCCAUGUUCGUCAGCAUCUACUCCAUGACCGCCAUCGCCACUGACAGGUACGUGGCCAUCGUCCACCCCUUCCAGCCGCGGCUCUCAGCCCGUGGCACCAGAGCGGUUAUUGCAGGCAUCUGGCUGCUGGCCCUGGCCCUCGCCUUCCCCCAGUGCUUCUACUCCACCAUCACCACGGACCAGGGCGCCACCAAGUGUGCGGUGGUCUGGCCCGAAGACAAUGGCGGCAAGAUGCUCCUUUUGUACCACCUCGUGGUGAUCGCCCUCAUCUACGUGCUGCCUCUCGUGGUGAUGCUCUUCGCCUACAGUGUCAUCGGCCUCACGCUCUGGAGACGCAAGGUCCCCAGGCACCAGACGCACGGCGCCAGCCUGCGCCACCUGCAGGCCAAGAAGAAGUUUGUGAAGACCAUGGUGCUGGUGGUGGUGACCUUUGCCGUCUGCUGGCUGCCCUACCACUUCUACUUCAUCCUGGGCAGCUUCCAGGAGGACAUCUACUACCACAAGUUCAUCCAGCAGGUCUACCUGGCGCUCUUCUGGCUGGCCAUGAGCUCCACCAUGUACAAUCCCAUCAUCUACUGCUGCCUCAACCACAGGUUUCGCUCUGGAUUCCGGCUUGCUUUCCGUUGCUGCCCAUGGGUCACGGCGACUGAGGAGGAUAAGAUUGAGCUGACUCACACUCCAUCCCUCUCUGUGAAGGUCAACAGGUGUCACACUAAAGAGACUUUUUUCAUGGCUGGGGACACAGCCCCCUGCGAGGCUACCAACGGGCCGGCCGGGGGCCCCCAAGACGGGCUGCCUACUGAACCCUGAAGCCUUGUGCCUGGCUGCUGGGUCAGGCUUUGCACCCUUUGAGAAGUAGCCAGUUGAGAGGUCCAGAUCUGAAAGUCUGACCCACGCCCCAGCCUUCGGCACAUCCGUGGAAAGACAAGAUGGGGCCAGGAACUCUGCAGUGGGUGCUAACUCUUGAGAGGGCCCAGUCACCCCUGACCGUGCUUCACGGCAGCCAGGAAGAGUCAAAGAAGACCGUGUGAGCUAACGCUGGUCUGAUCCAGGUGCCACACGCCCCAAAGUCUUCCUGGAGCACACAGCUUAAUGAGUGAACUGGAUCCGGUAUAAAAGAAACACGGCAACUGUGAUAAAAGGCAACCGACUUCCAGCGUUGGGGUAACAGGGAGUUCCGGGUACCGUGGCAGCUGGAGGGCCAAGGGGACAGCUGCCGAUCAGCUCCGGACAAAUGUCGCCGUGUGGUAAUGGGGGCCCACGGUUGCCAGACCUUCUAAAUCUCUCGAGACACGCCAGAAAUCCAAACCUGUGGGGCUUCCAGACUUGUAUGUACAGUUUGGCUCACGUUUUUAUAAAUAUCGGUUAAACCAAACUGAACACCCGUGGGCAGCACCCACUGAUUUAUGAUCAGGCUACGGACACAGGGAGGAAGCUUCUUAUUUUGCAAAGGCUGUGAGUGGAUCCGACCGGGGGCUUCUCCGCUUCAGCAUCUGAACGCAGAUCCAGCUCCGUGGAGGUGGUGGUUGAGUCAAAAGGAGCCUCAGCUGCGUUGCCUCAGACCAGUCACCGUGAACUAGCAUGCCAAACGCAUGUUAAGUGCUUCAUAAACAGUCACCGUGACUUUUAUCAACACCAAGCCGGUGAUUUCACACGAAUGCCUCCAGGAAGUGGGCACCAGCCUUCACCCUCGCUCCAGCAACAAGAAGGUGACGGGCAGAGAACGCCGACCGUCUCGACUCCCAGAGAGCUCCAGGCCCGGCCCGGGCCACCCCAAGGACAUCCUUCUCCCCGCUUGCCGACUCACCCGGCACGCCCCCCGCCCCUCCGGAAGAACCACAUAACGCUGUAAAUGCAAGAGAGUUUAAUGCUGUGUUGCCCACAAAGAUCACUGUGCCAUAGGGACUGGCAGCACCAAAUAAAGGGACUCCUCCGCUCUUGA